UGACAGAGGCAGACAACGGGGAAAUUAUGAUGCGACCGAACCUCGGUACUUUCAGCAGAUGACCUAAGUUUGGCUCCGCCGCCGACGAGAUCCAGCAAUACAAAAAGGCCGGCUUGCCGGUUGCAGGUCAAACAUCCAUCUCUUUGUUGCUAGAUAAAUUACUGUGUGUUACAGGAAUCUUGGACGAUUUUCUUUUAUUGCUUUCUUGUGAACGUCUGAUUCCAAAGACCAAUAUGUCUGGAGCACAGCAACGUCUUGGCCAGGUCGCCUCGCACUUCAGUGCUGGUGGAAAGAAGGGCCCCUCUGCGCUGACUGAGAAGCACCCUGAUGAUAUCGUCGUCACUUGUGCUCUUCGAACCGCUAUCACCAAGGGAGGAAAGGGUGGUUUCAAGGAUACCGCUGCGGCUGACCUGUUGGCCGGUGCUUUCAAGGCCGUCAUUGAGCGCAGUGGCAUCGAUCCCUCGGCCGUCGAGGAUGUCGCUGUUGGCUCUGUCCUGCCUCCUGGUGGUGGUGCCACUGAGUUCCGUGCAGCUGCUCUCGUCGCGGGCUUCCCCGAGACCACCGCUGUCAAGGCCUUGAACCGUCAGUGCUCGAGUGGUCUGCAGGCGAUCGUGGACAUUGCCAAUGCCAUCAAGGCCGGUAUGAUUGAUGUUGGUAUCGGUGCGGGCGUGGAGAGCAUGAGUUCUCAAUAUGGACCCGGUGCAGUCACUGAGUUCUCCGAGCUCCUCGAGAACCACGAAGAGGCCGCAAACUGCAAGGUCCCCAUGGGUGUUCUGUCCGAGCAGAUGGCCAAGGCCCGUAACAUUACCCGUGCCAAGCAGGACGCUUUCGCCGCUGCUUCUUACCAGAAGGCUCUCAAGGCUCAGAAGGAGGGACUUUUCGACGAGGAGAUCGUUCCCCUCGAGGUCAAGUGGACUGACCCAAAGACCAACGAAGAGAAGACCAUCACUGUCAAGGCAGAUGAUGGCAUCCGUCCUGGCAUCACCGCUGAGUCGCUUGGAAAGAUUCGCCCGGCCUUUGCCAAGGAUGGCUCCAUCCACGCCGGUAACGCCUCCCAGAUCUCUGACGGUGCGGCCGCCGUGCUGCUCAUGAAGCGUUCGACCGCCGAGCGCCUGGGCCAGAAGAUCAUCGGGAAGUACAUUACCGCCAGCGUGGUUGGCGUCAAGCCCCUGCUCAUGGGUAUCGGCCCGUGGAAGGCCAUCCCCGUGGCGCUCGAGAAGGCCGGCAUCACCAAGGACGACGUCGACAUCUACGAGAUCAACGAGGCCUUCGCCUCCCAGUGCGUCUGGUGUACGGAGGAACUGGGUAUUCCCUUCGAGAAGGUCAACCCCAAGGGUGGCGCCAUCGCGUUCGGUCACCCCUUGGGCUGCACGGGUUCCAGACAAGUUAGCACUCUGCUGACGGAGCUGAAGAGGACGAACAAGAAGAUUGGUGUUACCAGCAUGUGUGUCGGCACUGGUAUGGGUAUGGCCGCCGUUUGGGUUGCCGAGUAAAAGAUCAAUAUCUUGCUUUUCUUUUUUUUUUUCUUCUUCUUUUCUUUGUUGUACCAGUAACGGGCAGGAUACCAAGCUAUGAAUUGAAUUGCAUACACAUAUAUAUGAAACA
Paecilomyces variotii is the source of this 1605-nucleotide messenger RNA. Its product is annotated as Thiolase, N-terminal domain-containing protein. Gene Ontology annotation, cellular component: peroxisome. Bases 234 to 1493 code for a protein of 419 amino acids. The record is from RefSeq and is a predicted model, not a curated record. Gene Ontology annotation, biological process: fatty acid beta-oxidation; phenylacetate catabolic process. Gene Ontology annotation, molecular function: acetyl-CoA C-acyltransferase activity. NCBI's taxonomy places the organism in Eukaryota, Fungi, Ascomycota, Eurotiomycetes, Eurotiales, Thermoascaceae. The transcript has 3 exons.